Molecule: messenger RNA, 1237 nt
Organism: Dioscorea cayenensis subsp. rotundata (Guinea yam)
Lineage: Eukaryota; Viridiplantae; Streptophyta; Magnoliopsida; Dioscoreales; Dioscoreaceae
Exons: 2
Coding region: 171-743 (190 amino acids)
Source: RefSeq, a predicted model, not a curated record
UCAAGGCUCUCCCUCCAUCCAACCCCACAUCUACUUUCAAAAAUUCCACCUUUUUUUUGAAAUCUAGAUCUCUCCAAGCUUGAACCCUAAACCAAUCCUUCUCAAUCCCUCCUCUCCAUUUCGUUUGUGUUUUUUUUGGGCUAAUUGAAGGUGGGAUUUAGUGUUUUGUUAUGGACUUGAAGGCUUUGCAAGAAGGUGAUAGUUUGGUAGAUCUUGAAAGCGGCAUGAAUGCGGCUCUCAUUGAUCAAGAAUGCCAUCAGAAUGCUCAUCAAGGGAAGAAGAAGUUGAUUAGGGUUCAUAGUGGUUUCAGGAGCAUUGAGAGAUCUACUCAGGUUGAAGAACCUUUGAUUUCUGGAUGUAAUUCAUGUCGUAGUUCUUUCGAUGGCCGUCGAGAGGAUGAUUAUGAUGAUGAUCAUCAUCAUUUGUUGAAAUUGAGGUUUGAGACUGAUGGCCCUUUGGAAAAGAAGGUGGUGAAGGCUGAGGAUAUGGGGAAGAAGAAGGUGUUGAAGAAACCCCCAAAGCCGCCUCGGCCUCCAAAGUCUUUGUCUUUGGUUGCUAGUGAUGAGAAAUUAGUACAAGAAAUUUCGAUAUUGAAGCGGGCAAGGAUUGAAAGAAUUAAGGCUUUGAAAAGGAAGAAGAAUGCCAAGGCAAAGUCUUCUAGCAGUAAUCUAUUGGCCAUGAUUGUCACUGUGAUCUUCUGCCUUAUUAUUGUUUGGCAAGGUAUUGUUUGUUCAUACUUGUAGCUUCUGGUAGUUUGCUUGCUCUUUGAUUUUUGUUUUGUUCUUCUUUACUUGUUAUGCUUUGCCUCGUAAAAUUCGGUAGUUUAUUUGUAUUCAAAUUGGCAACUCAUUGUUCUUCGCUUCACCUAUUAGUAAAUGCUUAGAAAACUUACACCUUGAAGUUUGUCAAUUAGUUAUGUAUCCUAUUUUUGUUUCAUGAAAUAAAUUCGAGCAUAUUGCUAUCCAGAAUCUACAUUGUUGAAUUGUCUUGGUGAAUCACAAAGCUAUAUUUGGUUUGUGUUGCUAAAACUUAAAUUAUACAUGUGAUUGACAAGGUAUGUAGAGGAUUUUGUAGGUUAGGGUCUUCUCGUUCAAGGUUUGAGUUGGAACUUAGAAUUAAGGCUCAAACUGGAUGAAAAUUCUAGGAAUUCAUAAGAUUUGGUCUCAAUGCAUUUAGCCAGAAGGCCCAGAACUGCUUCUUGUCUACUAUUAUUUGGUUUGCACCUAGAUUAUGUUUA